Molecule: messenger RNA, 1865 nt
Organism: Zonotrichia leucophrys gambelii
Lineage: Eukaryota; Metazoa; Chordata; Aves; Passeriformes; Passerellidae
Gene: DNAJA1
Product: DnaJ heat shock protein family (Hsp40) member A1
Exons: 8
Coding region: 295-1488 (397 amino acids)
Biological process (GO): protein refolding; response to heat
Cellular component (GO): cytosol; cytoplasm
Molecular function (GO): Hsp70 protein binding; ATP binding
Source: RefSeq, a predicted model, not a curated record
GAGUCAGACGCUGGGCAGGGACGCCACAGCCCCCGCGGGGCGGGGUCAGCGCUCAAUGCGGGUGGCGGAGGCGCGCGCUGAUUGGCCAAGCGCCUUCCCCUCCCCAUCAGCCAUUGGUGGGCCACUCGCCCGGGCCCGGCGCGCGGCGGGGCAGGACUUCCGGGGCGGGGCCGGCUGUUAAGCGGCGGGGCUGCGGGACCGGCCCGAAGUUUCCAGAAGAGUCGGGAUCGGAGCAGCGCCGAGUGGCAUCUGCGUCCGCCGCCCCGGGGGCCUCCUGCCGCUGCCACCGCCGCUAUGGUGAAGGAGACGACCUACUACGAUGUGCUGGGCGUUAAGCCCAACGCGUCCGCCGAGGAGCUGAAGAAGGCCUACCGCAAGCUCGCGCUCAAGUACCACCCGGACAAGAACCCCAAUGAGGGCGAGAAGUUCAAGCAGAUCUCGCAAGCUUACGAAGUGCUGUCGGACUCGAAGAAGAGGGAGCUGUAUGACAAAGGAGGCGAGCAAGCUAUCAAGGAGGGCGGCUCUGGCGGCGGCUUCGGGUCACCCAUGGACAUAUUCGAUAUGUUCUUCGGCGGCGGGGGAAGGAUGCAGAGGGAGAGGCGAGGCAAAAAUGUGGUCCACCAGUUGUCAGUAAGUUUGGAAGAUAUGUACAAUGGUGCAAUGAGAAAACUUGCACUGCAGAAAAAUGUCAUCUGUGACAAGUGUGAAGGUCGUGGUGGUAAGAAAGGUGCAGUAGAAUGCUGCCCUAAUUGCAGGGGAACAGGCAUGCAGAUCAGAAUUCACCAGAUUGGGCCAGGAAUGGUGCAGCAGAUCCAGUCUGUGUGUAUGGAGUGCCAGGGGCAUGGGGAGCGUAUCAGCCCUAAGGACCGGUGUAAGAGCUGCAAUGGCAGAAAAAUUGUUCGGGAGAAGAAGAUCCUGGAAGUUCACAUUGACAAAGGAAUGAAGGAUGGUCAGAAAAUAACAUUCCAUGGUGAAGGGGACCAAGAGCCAGGUCUGGAGCCCGGGGAUAUUAUUAUUGUCUUGGAUCAGAAAGACCACUCUGUAUUUACAAGACGAGAUGAAGAUCUACUUCUGUCUAUGGAUAUUCAACUGGUUGAAGCACUAUGUGGCUUUCAAAAGCCCAUCACAACUCUGGAUAACAGAACUAUUAUUAUUACCUCCCAUCCUGGCCAGGUUGUUGAGCAUGGGGCUAUUAAGUGUGUGUUGAAUGAAGGUAUGCCAAUCUAUCGCAGACCGUAUGAAAAAGGACGUCUGAUCAUAGAAUUCAGGGUGAUCUUCCCAGAGAGUGGCUUCCUCUCCUCAGAUAAGCUGUCCUUACUCGAAAAACUGCUACCUACAAGGCAGGAGAUAGAAGAAACUGAGGAAAUGGAACAGGUGGAAUUAGUGGACUUCGAUCCGUCUCAAAAGCGAAAACACCAUUAUAAUGGAGAAGUGUAUGAAGAUGAUGAGCAUCAGCCUAGAGGUGGUGUUCAGUGCCAGACAUCAUAAAUGGGCCAGUGAAUAACUUGUGAUGCUUGUUUUGUAUGCAGUAGUGGAUGAGUGAAGGACUACAAGCAGUUUACCCUCACCUGCUAUUUGUUGUUCUAUCCAGCCAUAGUCAUUUCUAAAAGCAAAAAGAAAUAAACUAAGUAAUUAAACUGACUUUGCGAUUUGUAUAAAGCUCCAGGAUACAAGCUGAAAUGAAGUUGACUGCACUUCACCCCUGCCUCUUGCUCCAGACUCCCUUACCUGCUUGUCUUUUAUUCCAAACCUUGUAAUUGCUGUAUGUGUGCAAUUGCCCAGGCUUAAACUAAGAUUCUGUGGUGUGCUUUUUAGAAAUUCUAGAUCUUAUACUCCGUGAAUAAAGUAUGCACAAGUACUUAUAA